Messenger RNA from Neurospora tetrasperma FGSC 2508, 1023 nucleotides. RefSeq lists its product as uncharacterized. NCBI's taxonomy places the organism in Eukaryota, Fungi, Ascomycota, Sordariomycetes, Sordariales, Sordariaceae. Gene Ontology annotation, cellular component: Golgi apparatus. The record is from RefSeq and is a predicted model, not a curated record. The coding region runs from base 1 to 1023 and encodes 340 amino acids. The transcript has 4 exons.
AUGUAUGCCCCCGAAUCGACAUGGACACGCGCAUUCCUAGCCGUCGCUGUCGUCCAAGCCCUGAUCGCGUCGUCACUUGAAGCCUACGUCCUAAUCGCCGUCGAGCGCUGCUUCGAGCCCGCCGUAGUCCAAGUACCCCGCGGCCACACAGUCCCCCUGUUCUUCGCCCUCUUUAUCUUCGGCUUUGUCUAUCAGCUCAUCUUGGUGUACGACGCGCUGCGCUCGAGCAGCAUGAUCCAGGUCGUCGGCCUGUGUGUUUACAACCUCUGUCUGCUCGGCUACGCCCUCUUUCAGCCCAAGGACAUCAAAGACGCGCUUGAUUCGCUCGCGGGAAGCAUAACAGCGGAUGGCAAGCCGCUGAUAACGCCGGGGACGAAUGCUUGGGGGGACUGUAUGCCGGCGUUAGCGGCGCUGGCGCUGGUGGUGGCGGUGGCGACGGGUGUUUUCUGUUUUGUAGCGUGGAAGCUACGGUCCGAGUUUGCUUGGGUGGUUUAUAAGGCUAUUAAUGCGGAUCGGGCUAUGAGAAAGCGUAUUUUAAUCUUACAGUCUUAUACGGCCUUUCUCAAGUUCGAUCUGUUCUUCUUGCUGGGGUUCUUGCUCCAGAACAUGAUCAACGCUUCUGCCGACAUGGGCAGACCCGAAUUUGGAUUAUCUAUUGGCGCAAUUCCCCUCGUUCUCCUGGUGAUCUGGCUUGCGGUGGUCUGUGCCCAGAGUGAGUACACGGUCGGCACGCUUGUCAUCAUCCUUGUCCAGCUCGCGGCCGCUGGUUUUCUCUGCUACAAGCUUACGACCAUCGACCAUGAGCUUUACAUGUUUAGGACCUUCGCCGCUAUCACAUUGAUCAUGACGCUUUGCGCCGCCGCAAUGGCGGUGCUCUGUCUAGUCAAUUUCGGUAAAGGAGUGAAGAAUAUUACUGAGUCUCAGCUGAGACAAAAAUCCACGCACAACCUGCCAGAUACGGACUACGCAUCGUCAUCAUACUUGUACGGUUAUGUACCGCGUAGGUCGCCGCUUGAUGCUUAG